Messenger RNA from Neofelis nebulosa (Clouded leopard), 3204 nucleotides. RefSeq names its product zinc finger protein 596 (gene ZNF596). The transcript is spliced from 6 exons. The coding region runs from base 1296 to 2882 and encodes 528 amino acids. Lineage: Eukaryota; Metazoa; Chordata; Mammalia; Carnivora; Felidae. The record is from RefSeq and is a predicted model, not a curated record. Gene Ontology annotation, biological process: regulation of cytokine production; negative regulation of transcription by RNA polymerase II; regulation of immune system process.
GAGGCACAAUAUAGAGAUGGAGGGAGUAAGGGAGAGUCAAGUGGAGGGUGGGAGGUGGGUGGUUACAGUGGACUUUCACAGGAACAGUGACAGAGAGAAAGUGACCUGGGGAGAAAAUGGUUCAGGAUGUGAAAAGAGACAAAAAGAUCAGUACGGAAAUAGGGACAGAGUAUGUAAUCAGACUUUGACCAACAGUAGCAUUGGGCGAUGGGAGGCUGGAUUGCAGUCUCAUUAAUUUUUUUUUAAUUUCUAAAUUGCUUUCCCUAUUAAAUUAUUUGUCACAUUCAAACUAUGAGGCCACAGUGCUUUUCCUGUCCACUAUAUACUGAAAGUGUUUUGCUGAUUAGUAAAUAAUUUUACAAUAUUUCUGUGUGCAGUUGUUGGAGAUACUGAUGAUUUUUGUCUUGACAUUCAAAACAAAGUUUAAACAGGUAUUCUAAUACUCAACAUCUUCCUUUUUCUCGAUAUUUUAAUUAUAUGGUCUGAGAGCUAAGGUUUCCAACUAAGUUUAUGAUUUCUUUGAAUUCCCUUUGCCCUUUUUUGUUGUUAUUCUUUCACCAAAUAUCGUGGGAUGGGCUGCAUAGUCCUGGAACCUUUGUUCUAACUUGUCUCAUCAUGAUAAAUACAUUGCUCCAAGGUACUUCCAUACCUGCCUGACCUUGUAUGUUUCCUCAUGCCAAUAAUUAGGUCUUAAUAUUCCAGUUUUGAUGUAUAAAUGUGAUGUUCUGGUAAAAAGAGAAGUUAAAAGCUUUUAAUCAGUAUGAGUAAAACCAUGAAAUAGAGAAGCUGCUCUUGCUCAGGAGAAAUAGGGGCAGGAAUUUUCAGGAGCAGGGGUGAGAAGGGCAAGCCUUACCACUAUCAAAUGCAGUCCGACUCGUGUAUAAGGCCAGUAAUGGUUACCUCCACUGGCCUCCUUUUCACAUCUCUGCCUGGCCCAAAACACACACAGCACAGGGAAGCUGGGGAGGGAAAGCCCAAGAAUUUUAUAAAUAAUCGCUGAACAAAGGUAUCUCUCUAGUGAGGAGGUAAGACUUGGCUCUGUGAUGGAAAGGCAAAGCACUUGGGAUGUUAAUGGAUGGAAGGGAGCCUGGGAAGCUCAGAGACUGGAGAAAAGGAAAAGCCUGCACAUCCUUCCGUGGUGGUCCUGUGUUCCACAUACACUACAAGAGUGCAAGGAUUGUGACUUGAAUGGGACACAAAGACUCACAUUCCCACGGCUACCACGUGGCGUGUGGGCUUCACCAGGAUUCAGGGUAUUGUGAAGCACAAGCUUUGCCUCCUGUUGCUUGGACUAUAUGAGUGAAAACCCAGAAGACAGAAUGGAAUCACAAGAAUCAGUGACCUUUGAGGAUGUAGCUGUAGACUUUACCCAGGAAGAGUGGACCCUACUGGACUGGUCCCAGAGAAAACUCUUCAGAGAUGUGAUGCUGGAGAACAUAAGUCAUCUAGUCUCAGUUGGCAAACAACUCUACAAAUCAGAUACAAUUUUCCACUUGGAACAAGGAGAGCAACUCUCCACAGAAGGGAUAGGUUUGCUGCAAUGCCAGAGUCUAGAUAGGGAAGAUGAUCUUAAAAAACAAGAAAUAAUAUUCAUGCAACAUAUCUACAAGAAGGACACAACAUUAAUCAGUGCAAUGAAAUCUCACACCCAAGAAGAUCCUUUUGAAUGCAAUGAUUUUGGAGAAAAUUUUACUGAAAUAUUAACGUGGACUCAAUAUGUGGUACCUAAGAUGGGAAAGAAUCCCUAUAUUGGCAACAAAUGUGGACAAGACAGCAGUUAUUUGACAUCCAUUAAUAUACAUAAGCAGAGUCAUGCUACAAGUAAACCAUAUGAAUGUCAUCAAGGUGGGAAUGCCUUUAUUCAAAGCUCUGCCCUUAGACAACCCAAUAAUACUCAAAAUGGAGAGAAAACAUUUGAAUGUCAUGAAUGUGGGAAAGCUUUUGGAAAAAGUUCUAACCUUAGGCGACAUGAGCUGAUUCACACUGGAGUGAAACCGCAUGGAUGUCAUCUAUGUGGGAAAGCCUUCACUCAUUGUUCUGACCUUAGAAAACAUGAGAGAAUUCACACUGGAGAGAAAUCAUAUGGAUGUCAUCUGUGUGGGAAAGCCUUCAGUAAGAGUUAUAACCUUAGACGACAUGAGAUGAUUCACACUAGAAAAAAACCUCAUGAAUGUCAUCUAUGUGGGAAAGCCUUCACUCAUUGUUCUGACCUUAACAAACAUGAAAGAACUCACUUUGGAGAGAAACCAUAUGGAUGCCAUCUAUGUGGGAAGACAUUCAGUAAAACAUCUUACCUUAGACAACAUGAGCGAACUCAUAAUGGACAGAAACCGUAUGAAUGUCACCUCUGUGGGAAGGCAUUCACUCAUUGUUCUCACCUUAGAAAACAUGAGAGAACUCACACUGGAGAGAAACCAUAUGAAUGUCAUCUAUGUGGGAAAGCCUUCACUGAAUCUUCUGUCCUUAGACGACAUGAGAGAACCCACACUGGAGAGAAACCAUAUGAAUGUCAUCUGUGUUGGAAAGCCUUCACUGACUCAUCUGUCCUUAGACGACAUGAGAGAACUCACACUGGGGAGAAACCAUAUGAAUGUCACCUAUGUGGGAAAGCUUUCAAUCACUCUUCUGUCCUUAGACGACAUGAGAGAACUCACACUGGUGAGAAACCAUACGAAUGCAAUGUAUGUGGGAAAGCCUUCAAUAGAAGCUAUAACUUUAGACUGCAUAAGAGAAUCCACACUGGAGAAAAACCAUAUAAAUGUUAUGUAUGUGGGAAAGCCUUCAGUAAAUAUUUUAACCUUAGACAACACGAGAAAACACAUGUAAAGGUAAUAAAUGCAGAAGAUUCGCCACCUAUAGCUUCAAACUAUAAACACACUUGAGGGCCCAAACACCUAAGAAACACUUUGUAAUAUGUAUGGGAGAGCCUUUAUUCAUCCUUAUGACUUCACUCAACUGAAGUUAAUCCAAAAUGGGAGAGAAUCCAUAUAUGGGCCAUCUGUAUGACAAAGCCUUUCGAUAAUGGACUGACCUGGGAGUCAAUAUAUGACCUGGGAGAAUGUAAAUGAAGUGAGUGUGGAAGAAUUUUCAUCCACAGUUCUGUUAAAGUGGAGAAGUCACAUGUCAGAGAUAAAUCUAUGUCAGUAAUCAAUGUAGAAAUACUUUUCAUUUAUCCUUUAAAUAAAUUGCACAGGAAAGAUUCUA